This is a messenger RNA of Kuraishia capsulata CBS 1993, 3030 nucleotides long. RefSeq lists its product as uncharacterized. Gene Ontology annotation, cellular component: nucleus. Bases 1 to 3030 code for a protein of 1009 amino acids. The record is from RefSeq and is a predicted model, not a curated record. Gene Ontology annotation, molecular function: ATP hydrolysis activity; ATP binding; DNA binding. The transcript has a single exon. Lineage: Eukaryota; Fungi; Ascomycota; Pichiomycetes; Pichiales; Pichiaceae.
AUGGAGGGUGUACUCGACGCCAAGGAGUCUGAAUCGUCUUUCCGAGAAAUUACGAGUUCUCCGGAGUCAAUACCGGCGGGUAGCGACCCUCACACAUCCAUGGUAGAAGACAUGGUGAUACAGAGGCCCGUUUCGGUGAGCAUGUUUGACAGAUUUAGACCAGCAGUGAUACGAGAAAAGAGCAGUUUUUCGGUAGAAAGUGAAGCUACAAAACCAGCAAAGUUGAGGACGAACACAUAUGAUAAAGGGUCAGAUAAGAGUGUGGAAGCUGCUACCAGGCCACAUCAAAAGUCUUGUUCGGCAAAGGUUUCGCGUGGGAACAUUUUGAGCUUCGUGUCGGAUCCGCAACAAGCGACUGUUAGUGAUAUUUCAGUUCCAUUAAGCCCGGUUGAGAUUGUGGAGUUGGACGAGGCUGAAUCUUCUCAAACGCAGGCUCCAGCUUCAGAUAAAGAGGCCGCGGUGAAAGUUUCCCCGAUGGACUUUUUUCGAAUGGUCAGAGACAAGGACAAGAAGAAGAAUUUGGACAUUGAGAGAAAGGAACAAGCCACCACUGAAACAGAAUUUAAAAAGGAGGACUUGGAAGGAGCAAUCAGCGAUACGAUACUGGCAUAUAAUGAAGGGCAAGAUUCAGAGGAUGUAUCAUCUAGUAUUAUUGAGGAUUCCUUGGUGGGCUUUUCUCCAGUUCUGGGAAGCAGCAAUACGCAGCCGGAUGCAAUUGAUAAUACUGUUGUUUCAUCUAGCCCAAAAGAAGUUCCUGGGGUAAGCGAAUUGAACUCCGCUCCGGUUGAGGCUUCCAGCAUACAGCCCGUAAGGGUUUCGCCGAUGGACAUAUUCAAAAGUUUCAGAGACAAGGAUAGGAAGCAAAAUAUUAAAAGCCGAAUUGUUGUGAUGAAGAUAAGUCCUAAGAGACUAGCUAGUGUGACAGGCGCAGGUACCUCGCACGAGGCAAUCAAUAUAGAUGAAGAUGAAUCAGUCAGCUCAGUCAAGUCUGUCGGUCCAGAUCUGAGUGCUACUGCCACAGCUUCUCCAAUGGACAUAUUUAAGAGUUUCAGAGAAAAAGAUGCACAGAAAGCUGUACCCGCGACGACUCCGGAGAAUGUGAUUGGGGCCUCUGGUGAUGAGAUUGAUGUUAUCCACAUAGAAUCUUCGGAUGAUGAUCUGGGCAGCCGACCGCUUACAAAGAAAACCAAAAAGCCUUCAAAGUCGGACAAGCAGUCCAAGAAACUUCCAACGAAAGGAUUUAUGGUCACCAUACCAAUCAGCUCAGAGAAGCUCAAGACCAUCAAAAUCAAGCCAGAACCAAAUCCGCUGCUCAGUAGGGGAAACAUUGAUUUUGCUGGGGCUUUUGAAAGUUCCAGGCCCAGCUCGGGCUACUCUUUCUUUUCGGAUGUAUCCAAUAGAGCAAAAGAAGCCGCUAUUGAAAAAGGGAAGGGUAUAGAGAGGCCUUGGAAAAUGAAGGAAAUGAAAGCUCCAGUUCUGAAAAAAGACGAAUUCUUGGUGAGAAAUAUGGAGGACGAGGUCACUGAAAAAGAACUGUUGGCUGGACUCAAGAUCCGCACCACGAGUCCUGCACCCUUUGAGGUCUCAGCAGAGGAGACCUCCGCUCUCAUGAGAUCCGACAGGGCAAAAGUCAAACACGAUCAGCAUAAACACUAUACGUACACCAUGGAAGAAUUUGAUAUCAGGUUACUGAGAGAUAUUGCAAUUCUGACAUGUCUCGAUCUCCAAAAAGAUGAACGAUUCAACCGUUUGCAAGACAUAAUGGCAGAUCCUUUCAUUGUCAAAGAGAUGAGGAAGUCGAGCCGACAAUGGUGCGAUCUUUUCGCUCCAACCAGACAUUCUGAAUUGCUGAUUUCUAGAACCACGAGAAAUUCCAUCAAUGACUGGAUUGUGAAUGCGUUCAAAAGACUCAAGUCCAUCAACACUAAAGCCAGAGAGGCGUACCUCAACACGAAGAAAACUCAUGAUGAUGACGAUAUGGAUUUCAUUGUUGAUUAUGAUGAACCUUCUGAUGAUGAGGUGUUUGUGCCGUUGUUGAUCUUGCAAGGAGAAAAUGGUUGCGGUAAGACCUCAGCUGUCUAUGCUAUUGCCGAAGACGAGCUUAAUGGCCAUGUUUUUGAGAUAAACACAGGUCAGGAAAGGGCCAAAAAAGAUAUCAAUUUCCACCUGAAGCAGAUUGGGACGACCCAGACUGUCAACGCAAAAACAGAGAGCGAUAACACCAAGAACGGAGUCAUUUUGUUCGACGAUUGUGACGUUGUAUUUGAAGAACUGGAUAAAGACUUUUGGUCAGCCAUUCGAAAUCUCAUGUCGUACUCACACCGCCCGGUCAUUUUGACGUGUGAAUCAAUUGACUCGAUUCCUUCUAGCAUCAUUGACCAUGCGACAAUAUACACUCUGAAAAAACCGAGUCAGAGGGUUUUGAAAGAGUAUUUGGAUGCUGUUGCUCUGAUAAUGGGAUUCAAAGUGCACUCAGAGAUUUUGGAGGAGAUAUCAGGUCUCAGAGAUACGAGGAAAGCGUUAAUGCAAUUGAAUCUACUUUGCAGCGGAAGGUUGCCAAAACAUUCCCUCUGUGAGGUUGGUGUAAGAGCGCAAGAAGAUGAAGAGAUUCCAAUUAUAGCUGGGUCUCAGGCUGAUGCUACUGCCGAAAGUUCCACUGAAUUUUCGUGCAAAUCUCUGGAAGAAUUGUACAAAAAAUACGAUUCCUUCGACGAAUUGACUGGUGAAAUACCGGAAACAUUGUCUUCAGGCUUUGACCUCAGAGAAGGGUUCCUGUCGUUCUACUCUUCCAGGCUUUACAGAUCAGGAAGUAGGGCCAAAGAAAGAAGAUUUCAUGAUAGUUACGACUUCAUUGAUUGCCAUCCAAGAACUGCGUUCAAUGCGUUAUCACAGGAGUCUUUUGCCAUUCAAGUCGCACCUUUCAUCCGGAGCAUGGCCAGUGUGGAUCUUUUAAAAAGCGAUAUGAACAAAAAGAGGUUCAGCGAAAGUCCUACGUUCGUAUGGGACACACCAUUGUAUAUUAGGGAAUAA